AUGGACUUGAGUAUCUUACUAACCUUGGUGCUUCUCUCCCUGUUCGUGCUUUCAGCUUUCUUCUUGCUGCGUUCAUGGGCUUCACCAAAAGAAAUGGAGGAAAUACCUGGUAGCUUGGGUUCGCCUGUUGUAGGCGAAAGCUUCUCAUUUCUUGCAGACUUUUCAAGCCCAUCUGGUGUUUACAGCUUCAUGAAGAAGAGGCAGCAGAGAUAUGGAAAGGUGUUUAAGACUAGCGUUUUGGGGAGAUUCACCAUCUUCAUGACAGGGAGGGAAGCAAGCAAGAUCUUGUUGACAGGAAAAGAUGGGUUGGUGAGCUUGAACCUCUUCUAUACAGGCAAGCAAGUGCUGGGCCCUACCAGCUUGCUCCAAACCACAGGAGAAGCACACAAACGGCUUAGACGGCUGAUCGCUGAGCCCCUAUCAAUUGAUGGCCUGAAAAAAUAUUUUCAGUUUAUCAAUAUGCUGGCAAUUCAAACAUUGGAUCAAUGGCCUGGGAGAACAGUUUUGGUUCUUGAAGAGGCUUCUACAUUCACUCUCAAAGUGAUUGGAAACAUGAUAAUGAGCUUGGAACCCACAGGCGAGGAGCAGGAAAAGUUUAGGGCCAAUUUCAAACUCAUUUCUUCCUCAUUUGCGUCUUUGCCAUUUAAAAUACCAGGAACAGCUUUUUAUCGCGGUAUCAAGGCUCGGGAUAGGAUGUACGCCAUGUUAGACUGCAUAAUUUCCAGGAGGAGAAAUGAAGAAGGCUUCCAAAAAGAUUUCUUAGAGUCACUUAUAACGAAACACAGCAAAGGAGCAGAUGAUAAAGACAAACUCACUGAUACACAGUUGAAAGACAAUAUACUGACUCUGCUAGUUGCUGGUCAUGACACUACCACUGCUGCUCUCACAUGGCUGAUCCAAUUCCUUGGAGAAAAUCAUGCUGUUCUGGAACAACUUAGAGAGGAACACAUACAAAUUCAAGCAAAGAGAAAGGAUGGAGAACAUCUCACAUGGUCUGAAGUUAACAACAUGCCUUACACCACCAAAGUAAUUCAUGAAACUCUUCGGAGAGCCACGAUACUUCCUUGGUUUUCAAGAAAAGCAGCCCAGGAUUUUGAGAUUGACGGAUAUAAAAUCAAGAAAGGUUGGUCGGUUAACCUGGAUGUUGUUUCCAUCCACCAUGACCCGGAAGUUUUCCCCAAUCCACAAAAGUUUGACCCUUCCAGAUUUGAUGAACCGCUAAAGCCUUUCAGCUUUCUUGGUUUUGGUAGCGGCCAGCGUAUGUGCCCCGGAAUCAACCUGGCCAAGCUUGAAAUAUCAAUUUUCGUUCAUUAUCUGGUCUGCAGAUACAAGUGGAGACCUCUGGAGAAAGAUGACUCAGUCCAGCCAACACUUGUACGGAUGCCAAAAAACAAGUAUCCGAUUGUAGUUGAGCCAAUGUAAAACAUUUCUGCUACAGGAAAUUCUAAAGCAUGAAAACAGGA
Messenger RNA from Alnus glutinosa, 1463 nucleotides. RefSeq names its product abscisic acid 8'-hydroxylase 3-like. Gene Ontology annotation, molecular function: monooxygenase activity; iron ion binding; heme binding. The transcript has 9 exons. The coding region runs from base 1 to 1422 and encodes 473 amino acids. Lineage: Eukaryota; Viridiplantae; Streptophyta; Magnoliopsida; Fagales; Betulaceae. Gene Ontology annotation, biological process: brassinosteroid homeostasis; brassinosteroid biosynthetic process; multicellular organism development. The record is from RefSeq and is a predicted model, not a curated record.